AAGAAGAGAAAGGCAAUCGAUAGCGUUAAUGCGCUAGUGGGAGUGUUUAAUUUGACUGUGGGCGUCUACUUUCUCUCGAGAGGACAGCUAUUUUCAUUACUCCUCACUGCUUUCCUGUGUUUAUUUUUUUUGCGUGGUUUGUCCUUAGUCCCCACCACUCCUUCAAGCUCAUUCAUGGCUUCUCUGGGCUCUCUUCUCUCUCUGUCUGCUCUCAUGCCUUCCUCUCUUCCUUUCUCACAUUCCCACACUUCUCUAUCGCCUUGACCUUUGCUUUAAUCUCUUCUCCACUUUUAGUUUUCUGUUUGUCUUGUCACGCAACCUUAUUUUUUAUCGAAGGAGAGAACGCAUGAGUGCUGGGGUGUCUCUCAAGCGCUGCGUUAGCAUGUUACUGCUUGAGCUGUUUGUGUUUUUUGCCUAGUGACUGCUUCUUCAACAAGGAUACAACUACCACAGAAAAUCGGUUUAAGUGGUGUAGCAAAAACAGUGCUUAGAUAUGUGUGAUCUUGAUUUUGGUAUCCCUGAGACAUUUACAGAGAGGUUGACCAUGAUUAGAACCUGUCAAGGACAACUCUCUGUUACAACAUGAAAGAGGUGUUUGAGAUCUCUUGACUGCGCUAUAAAUCGAUUGUGUUGGUGUUAGAACGAGAAAAAUAGGUGUGUGGAGGGAAAAAAAACUGGGAACAGUUAAAGCUAGAUGAAUGAGGAACAGACAUGGGACAUGUCUUAACAAUGCCAUUGUCAUUGUAACCAAUGCAAAGCAACAAUUUAAGGUGCUUCCGUGAAUGUUUAUCCAGCCCACUGGAUCAUGUUAAAGGUUAUAUGUUAACUGACAGACGAGCUGAUGCUUUCGUACCUGAAAUUACUCCAAUUGCAUCUCCUCAGCCAUUUCUUCCUCUUCUUGCUCCCUCUCCAUUGUCACCCUUCACAAAUAGUUCUGUUCCUAAAUUAUCGGGACUUUGUAUGUUAAACUUCACUGCUGCUCAAAGCUUGAUGAGCAUGACCUCAAUCGAUUGUUGGGCUGCAUUUGCUCCAUUGUUGGCGAAUGUAAUAUGUUGUCCACAGCUGCAUGCAACUCUUGUGAUUCUUGUUGGUCAAUCAAGUAAAGAUACUGGUGUGCUUGCUCUAAACAGUACCCUUGCCAACCCUUGCCUCUCUGAUAUUGAGAAAGUCUUGGAAGGCCAGGGUGCUGGUGAGAAUUUGAAGCAGAUUUGCGCGAUUCAUCCAUCAAACCUUACUGAAGCAUCUUGCCCUGUAAAAGAUGUUGAUGAAUUUGAGAGCACUGUAAAUUCUGCUGAGCUUCUUGCUUCAUGUGAAAAGAUUGAUCCUGUGAAAGAAUGUUGUGACCAAGUUUGUCAAGGUGCUAUAUCAGAAGCUGCAAUAAGACUUGCACUGAAAGCUUCUGAUCCUUUGAACAUGGAUGUGCCCCAUGUUUUACCAGAACACUCAACAAGGGUAAAGGAUUGUAAAACUGUUGUCCUUCGGUGGCUGGCAAGUAAACUUGAUCCUUAUCGAGCAAAGGAAGUUCUUAGAGGACUGACCAAUUGCAAUGUUAACAAAGUUUGCCCUCUCGUUUUCCCCAACAUGAGGCAUGUUGCAAACAGCUGUGGGAAUGGAAUAAGUAACCAGACAGCAUGUUGCGAUGCCAUGGAUAGUUAUGUUUCUCACUUGCAAAAGCAGACCCUUAUCACCAACUUACAAGCUUUGGAUUGUGCUACCUCACUAGGGUUGAAGCUACAGAAAUACAAUAUCACCAGAAAUGUUUAUAGCCAAUGUCACAUAAGCCUCAAGGAUUUCUCCCUUCAAGUUGGAAGUCAGGUAUCUGGAUGCCUCCUGCCAAGCUUGCCCUCUGAUGCGACAUUUGACAAGUUCUCUGGUAUUAGUUUCAUUUGCGAUCUAAAUGAUAAUAUUCCUGCUCCAUGGCCCACUCUGUCACUACUACCAGCUUCAUCAUGCAAAAAAUCUGUCAGAAUUCCUGCACUACCGGCAGCAACAAAUGCUCAAACUGGUCUUUACAAUGAAUAUGUUGCAGUUUAUCUUCUCAUUGCUUCUUCGAUGGCCAUAAUGGUGCUCUUAGAAUUCUAGUUUGAGGCCGAGUCUGUCUUUCUCCAUAACUAAAUGAUAUAGCAUCGGUCUCUGUAAGUCUGAGCACAACCGGACGAAGUCUUCUUGAGAAAGAGUUUUACACAAUGAUACCAGCAUGACCCCUGUUCAUUGAAAGUUAUCAGUAGUGACACUCAACUUGAGGUGGAUUCACAUCGUGCAUCUGAUCAUAUUAAUUCGUGAUUCUUGCAUGUUUUGUGUAAUAAUAUUUUGUAAAGUAACUUGGGAGAAGAGAAAAGCUGUGGUGUAUUUAUAAGUAUUAGACUAUACCCUGUAAAUUUUGAUUGGAGAUUUAUAAGAAUCUUACUCUAUUCCUUGGGA
Theobroma umbraticum is the source of this 2421-nucleotide messenger RNA. The record is from RefSeq and is a predicted model, not a curated record. Lineage: Eukaryota; Viridiplantae; Streptophyta; Magnoliopsida; Malvales; Malvaceae.